UCGGCCGCGUCACGUGACCACACCGCUGGCUCUGUGACGCGGGGGUGCCGAGCCCGGGCGGAGUGAGUCCUAUUUUGCGUUCAAUCGGUGCAGUGUUUCUGUGCGGUAAAAUUUCAGCCAGACACGAUGACUACGAUAUGAAAAUACGAGGUCUGUGGCGAGGUUAGCCUCCGGUACAGCCAGCCUGAGCGCCAGCAGAGGAGAGACAGCACAAAGGUUUCUCCGAGUAGAAAGCUGUCGAUGCUGGACUCCCUGAUCUCCCAGCUUUAGGAUCCACAAGGCUGGGAGAGACGACACCCAGCCGCCCACAAAACCACCCGACCCAACAUGAUCACUUCUAGCGACGUAGACAUCCGAGGUGAAGGUUCUUUGUUCUCUGACCAAAAUCCAUCAGAAAUGGAUGCUCUGUGUCCUUCUCCUCCCGGACCGUCCAGACCUCAACGCAACUACGAGAGGAUCGGAGGACGGACAGGAACCUCGUACGCAUCUUUUUGUCAGACUCUCAUCCACCUGUUGAAGGGGAACCUCGGUACGGGGCUGCUCGGCCUGCCUCUGGCGGUAAAGAAUGCAGGGCUGGUGCUGGGACCAGUCAGUCUGCUGUGUAUGGGCGUCAUCGCAGUCCACUGUAUGAGGCUGCUGGUCAAAUGUUCUCACCACCUCAGUGUAAAGAUCAACAGGCCGUCUCUGACCUACGGCGAGGCGGCGCAGUAUGGGAUGGAAAAUGUUUCGUGGCUGAGGAGACACUCACAAUGGGGAAGACGGACGGUGAACUUGUUUCUCAUCAUCACUCAGCUUGGCUUCUGCUGUGUCUACUUUGUCUUCCUCAGUGACAAUGUCAAGCAGGUGGUGGAAGCAGCCAACGCCACCACCUUCAGCUGCCAGAUAAACUACACCAACCAGACCCAGGUGUUGGUGCCGAGCUUCGACUCCCGUCUCUACAUGCUCUUCUUCCUCCCCGCCUUCAUCCUGCUGGUUUUCACCCCCAACCUGAAGUACCUGGCUCCCCUCUCUCUGGUCGCGAACCUGGUCAUGACCGCCAGCUUGGUCCUCAUCUACUUCUACUCACUCACGAACAUCACAUACCCCAUCAACCUACCGAGUGUAGGCAGAGCCAAAGACUACCCUCUCUUCUUCGGGACGGCCAUCUUUGCCUUUGAAGGGAUCGGAGUGGUUCUUCCUCUGGAGAACAAGAUGCAGAGGCCUCAGAGUUUCACCUUGGUUCUGUAUUUGGGAAUGAGCAUCGUCACCUUCCUCUACAUCAGCCUUGGUACUAUUGGAUAUAUGUGCUUCGGUGAGCACAUAGGUGGUAGCAUCACACUCAACCUGCCCAACUGCUGGACGUACCAGGCUGUGAAGCUGUUGUACUGCUUUGGUAUUUUCAUCACUUUCGCCCUGCAGUUCUACGUUCCAGCGGAGAUCCUCAUACCGCCGGUUGUGGCUCGCGUGUCGGAGAGGUGGGAGACGGCCGUCGACCUGCUGCUGCGCACCGUUUUGGUCAUAUUCACAUGUGCUCUCGCCAUCCUGAUACCGGAGCUGGACCUGGUCAUCUCGUUGGUCGGCUCGGUCAGCAGCAGUUUCCUGGCGCUGAUCUUCCCGCCAAUCCUCCAGAUCAUAACGUUUCACACCGAGGGCCUGUCGCCGUUGGUGACCGUCAAGAACGUCGUCAUCAGCCUGAUCGGGUUGGUGGGAUUCCUCACGGGAACCUACAUCGCCAUCGAGGAGAUCAUCAACCGCAACGUACACAAACACGAAGAGACGUUCUCCUCCUACAUGGUCCAGUGAUGGAAUGAAAUGACUGUCGGCAGGUGGAAGUAAACCCCGCCCCCCCCACCCCGGGGGCCGAUCGGAAAACCGUUUUAGGGCACAUUUUUAAAGUUUUUUCCUUCACGUCUUUGAUUUGCUACUGCUCGGAUGCGGCAGCCGUUUAAUCGGAUGAAUCGAUCCCGUGUUUUAGCAGUAUGAAGCUGUACAGAUUCGUGGUGAAUUGGUGUCUUGUUUCAUAAUGUGCUGCACCAUUAUACCACAGUGUCCCGUUAUGUCUGUCAUACGUACCUACUGGCAAUUACUUACAUUUCAUCAAGUCCAGCCACUUAGUGCAAUGUAACGGUAACAUAGUUAUUCUGGUAAAAGCUAAAUGAUUCCUUCAAAAGAUAUAAUAGAGGGCAUGUUUGUAGAGAGAGUUUAUCAUUUCGACAGCCUGAAUAUAUCGAUGUGUUUAUGUUUUAGUCAAAGAUUCAAACUACCUCACAAACUGGUAACAAUUUGGUCUUUCAAACUUUUUUUUUAACAUCCAGAUUAGAAGCUGUUGUGCAGACUUUUAACCCUCGGCUCAAAUGGCUUUUCAUUUAGAGCGUUUUCAGUUACACCAACCACCCAACACCUCAUUUAGAAAAAAAGGAAAAAAAAACAAACAUUUUUUUGUUGCACUUUGAUUUAUGCCUUAUUCAGUAAAACGGCGCACUACUUUGACAUAGAUGACACAUUACACAAACCUUCAAUGAGGUAACUGUAAUAUAAAAACAGUGAUCUUUGAGGGGGGGUUUCUAACAAAAACCUACAACGAAAUAGGGUUGGGUGUCGAAACGGUUCUGAAUUGGAACCAGUCCCUGUUAAUAAGAACCAGCGGGUUCUUGGAAGAAAAUGUGCUUUUCAUUUUCACUUAUCAAAUCCUGACGGCGAGGUGACGAUAUGAUCUGCUGCCGGCCGUCUGUCUACAUCAGCGUAUGCGUCAAAGCAUGUGUGUUAGGCUUUAAAAUAUGCACAAGACCCGUUUGAACGUAGGGAAGCGUAUUGGAUUCAGCAAAGAAAACGAAAUACGAGACCUUAUCUCAUAAUUAUGACUCAUGUGUCUCAUAAUGUUUCAAAAAAAUCUGCAGCGAGCAGUUCAUGAGAGCAAUAUCUCUCCUGGAGUUUUGUCUUUUUAUCAGAGUGAUCUUUACACACAAUAACUCCUAAGAUCAGACGCUACAUUAGCGUGAGGUUAUUGGUCAUAACACUGCACACAGUUUUAUUGGAUUUCAGUUUUCGGUUCGAGUUUAUUUGGGAAACACUGCAAACAGCAAGAGACAUUAAAAAAGUUAAUAUUGAAACAGUGAAAAAGACUAAAAGAGCUGGAGUAUCCUGCCAUUUAAUCUGAAAUUUUUACUGUAUUAUCAGAAUUACAAGAUAUUAAUGAAAAAGCAUCUUUAUCUUCCAAAGCCUCAGAGGUGGAAAUAAAAGAGAUAAAGAUGUUGUAAUCAUGAAAUACAGAGUCUCAAAUUUUUAGAAAAAUGGCUAAAUUUAAGUACCUAAAUAAUGAAAUGCAGGAAGGAAGUAUGACACUGCGACAUUUUUACUGUAUUAUCGGAAUAACAAAAUAUUAGUGAAAAGGCAUCUUUAUCUUCCGAAGCUUCAGAGGUGGAAAUAAAAGGUUCUGUCUUCUCAGAUGGUGAUUGAUGAUUUACCUUUUUUCAUAUUUACAAAAUCCAGCUUGUGUAAUUAUGAGAUACUAAGUAAAACACAAGAGAUCUAGAUGUUGUAAUUAUGAAAUACAGAGUCUCAAUUUUUUAAGUACCUAAAUAAUUAAAUGCAGGAAGGAAGUAUGACAGUGCUGACUCAAGUAAACACAAAUAGAAAACAUCCAUUAUCUUUAUGUUACCUUUUUAAAACACAAAGGAAUCAUAAAUUAUCUGGUCUUUUAUGACAAUUUUGAUGUUUUUCUGCAGCCUAAAAGUGCUGAUAACGCAAGUAAAGUGUGUUUUUUUAUUCACGGUCAACUUAUCAUAGUUUCUAUUCUACGUGUGAAUAGAAACGAUGGGGAAUCAGGAUUUAAUAAGAAGUUAUGAGCACAAUCAGAAUCAAUAAAAUCCAACCCAACCCUAGAACAACAAACAAACAUGGCAGACAACAAACUCCAGACGUAGUUUUACUGUAUUCACGUAGGAGCUCUUCUGUGUUAACACCUUUUGUUCUUGUCUUUAAAACUUAUUUUUUUGGAUCUGAUUAUUUUCUUAUGUGUUUUUAUGUUUUAAUGUAUUUACUAAAUUAAUGGUUGGGUAUUUUUCAAUAGAUUUUUUUUUUUUUUUUUUAUUCAAACAGCAUGCAUUUUUUUUUAAAGAUGUACAACUAACGACCCUUAAAAUUGUAGUUUCAGUAAUAUAAUAUAAUGUGUAUAUUACAUGCAGAGCCUCACCUGUAAUGUAUGAUAUAAUACUUCCAGUUUAAAUCACAAGCUGUAGGUUGUUACGAGAUUCUUAAAACGAGCCCAUCCAUCCUGCCUCGGUAGGCAGACUAAAGCCGACAUGUACUGUAAGUUCAUCAUGAAGCUUCUGUACUUGUUGUGUGUCGUCAGUGUUUAUGUGGCAGUAUAAAGAGGGCUUAUUAUUUUUUAUUUUUUUGGCGUGGUUAAAAAAAAAAAAAAAAAACUAUGAGCCUUACGCGUAAAGGAUUUGUAACAGCUGUCGGCUUGCAUCGCAGCUGCAAGUUGCAAAUGUUUGUUUUUGUGUACAGUAUAUAUACAUCUGCUGCACAAGUAUUUGUUUGCACACAAAAAUGUUCUUUUAAAUGGUAAAAUAAGUAUUUUUUUCCCUUUUUAGAUCAACUAUGAAUGGAUUUAUGAGAGAAAACAGUUUGAAUGAGAAUUUUCUCCAAACUUCCCACUUGGACACUUUAGGAUGAUGAUGAUGAUGAUGAUGAUGAUGAUGAUAAUGAUGAUGAUGAUGUGCAGCUACCCAAAGAAGACAAAUUUCACUUUGCCCACUUUUAUUUAGGGCUGCAACUAAUGAUCAGUUAAUAAGUGUUUUAUUUCCUCAUUAAUCAACUGUUUAGCCAAUCAGAACCGUCCAGGUCAAACUGCUGCAGAUCAUCAGAUUGGACAUGCUGAAGUACAAAUGUUUGGGAUUUUUAUUUAAUAAAUGACUUGAAACAGAUAACAUAUUUUCAUUUUUAGCACUCUUUCAUUUCUUUUACUCCCUGCUCUGAAUAAAUAACAUUGAAAAUUA
Thunnus maccoyii (southern bluefin tuna) is the source of this 4979-nucleotide messenger RNA. It is a transcript of the gene slc36a1, whose product is annotated as solute carrier family 36 member 1. The record is from RefSeq and is a predicted model, not a curated record. Gene Ontology annotation, biological process: L-alanine transport; proton transmembrane transport; proline transmembrane transport. Gene Ontology annotation, cellular component: vacuolar membrane. Gene Ontology annotation, molecular function: L-alanine transmembrane transporter activity; amino acid:proton symporter activity; glycine transmembrane transporter activity. The transcript has 12 exons. Lineage: Eukaryota; Metazoa; Chordata; Actinopteri; Scombriformes; Scombridae. Bases 328 to 1782 code for a protein of 484 amino acids.